Alternaria arborescens is the source of this 882-nucleotide messenger RNA. RefSeq lists its product as hypothetical. Bases 1 to 882 code for a protein of 293 amino acids. The transcript has a single exon. NCBI's taxonomy places the organism in Eukaryota, Fungi, Ascomycota, Dothideomycetes, Pleosporales, Pleosporaceae. The record is from RefSeq and is a predicted model, not a curated record.
AUGCUGUCUGUCAUAUUCCUACAUUUGUGGCUCACGUGUCUUUUGACAGUCGUCACGCGUACCUCCGCGCAAGACGAAGUCGGAUGCACAGGCAAUAGUAGCACCUACAAUGAUGCUGGCUUGGUGGUUCCAUUUCAAAACCUCUGCGGCAAAGAUAUAGGCGCCGUAGUCGACUUCCUGGAUCCGACGGACGAACAGACUUGGUACGAUUGCAUGACUCGCUGCGUCAAGAAAGAGCCGCUAUGUUACGGAUACGAUUUCAGACCUUUCGGCGACGUCAACAAAAACUGCUGGCUCAUGAACGCUACGUUCGACGCUGACACGGCGGUGUAUCCUGGCUACGUGGUUGAUGCCGCCAUGUUGGGGCCUGACCUCUUGAACGAGCUGUCUGAUGACUGUUUAACGUUAGGAUUGUGGGGUUGCUUUCUCAAGAAUGGUGGAAUACAGAACGAAACGACAUCUACAUCGCCAGCUGCAAGCUCGACGACUUCUGUGACCUCGACGCCUUCCGCUUCCUCUAUCACGAACGCGGCUCCUUCCAAGUCCAACGGUCUUUCUGCCGGCGCGAAAGGCGGUAUAGUGGCUGGUAUCGUGGCUGUUACGGUGAUGCUAGUAGGCUCGCUCGUCGCCUUUGUGGUUGUCCGGAAACGAAAACAAAGAGUGCGGCAUGCCCCUGAUGCGAGUGCUGCGGAAGUCUCAGCUCAGAACCAAAGGAUAGAAUUGCUAGCACAUAAGGGUUCAUACAGCACUGCAGAGCUUGCGAGCCCAGAUUCUGUACACGAACUUGGUGGGUCUGGGCCUGACAAGCUGCCUGUAGCGAUGGGGGAGCUUAUGGGAAGUUCGCCAGAGCGGCAUGAGUUAAGUGGCACUGAGAAGCGCUAG